Messenger RNA from Lasiodiplodia theobromae, 840 nucleotides. Its product is annotated as RNA polymerase II subunit A. Gene Ontology annotation, molecular function: RNA polymerase II CTD heptapeptide repeat phosphatase activity. The transcript has 2 exons. Gene Ontology annotation, cellular component: nucleus; mRNA cleavage and polyadenylation specificity factor complex. Gene Ontology annotation, biological process: termination of RNA polymerase II transcription. Bases 1 to 840 code for a protein of 279 amino acids. The record is from RefSeq and is a predicted model, not a curated record. Lineage: Eukaryota; Fungi; Ascomycota; Dothideomycetes; Botryosphaeriales; Botryosphaeriaceae.
AUGUCUGCCGAUCCACGGCUGCGCGGUAAGGCUGCGCCUGUUCCGCCGCCGCCGCCGCCUGAUGACUCGCCCGCCGCCUCCGUCGAUGGUGCUCAGCCGGUGGCGCAGUCUGCACCCAACAAUGAUCCUGACGGCAGCUUCAAGCUCAAGUUCUGUACCGUGUGCGCCAGCAACAACAACAGAUCCAUGGAAGCCCAUCUGCAACUCUCAACCGCUCAAUACCCCGUCAUCUCCUUCGGCACCGGCUCCCUCGUGCGUCUCCCGGGUCCGAGCAUAUCCCAGCCGAACGUCUACGCCUUCAAUAACACAACCUACGACGCCAUGUAUCGGGAGCUCGAGUCCAAAGAUGCUCGUCUAUACCGCGCCAACGGGAUCCUCAACAUGUUGGACCGCAACCGUAAUACCAAGCGCUAUCCUGAGCGCUGGCAAGACUGGCGCGUCGGUGUACCGCGCGUGAAUCACAAGGAGGACAAGGGUGCCAUUGGGGUUGAGGGCGGCGUGGUGGAUGUUGUCAUCACUUGCGAGGAGCGUUGUUGGGAUGCUGUUGUGGAUGAUUUGCUCAACAGAGGCAGUCCUCUCAAUCGUCCGGUCCACGUCUUUAACGUUGAUAUCAAGGACAACCACGAGGAGGCCCUCGUCGGUGGUAAAGCCAUUCUCGAUCUAGCCACCAGACUCAAUGAGGCCGCGAAGGAGGAAAGAGCAUUGAAGGGUCCUCAAGGCUGGGAUCGAGGCCAUGGCACUGCUAGAGUCGGCUUUGAUGAGCGUGUACCGGAUAUUCUCGGUAGCUGGCAAGAAAAAUGGCCCAAUCUCCCUGCACUUUGGACUCUAGCCUGGUUCUAG